Messenger RNA from Oncorhynchus keta (chum salmon), 4558 nucleotides. It is a transcript of the gene lrpprc, whose product is annotated as leucine-rich pentatricopeptide repeat containing. The record is from RefSeq and is a predicted model, not a curated record. Gene Ontology annotation, molecular function: protein binding. The transcript is spliced from 38 exons. The coding region runs from base 18 to 4382 and encodes 1454 amino acids. Lineage: Eukaryota; Metazoa; Chordata; Actinopteri; Salmoniformes; Salmonidae.
CCCGUCACGUGGUGCGGAUGCCCUUCCAUUCCUCGCACUUUAGGUUAAACAUGGCUGCGCUCUUGAGAUCUGCACGACUUCUGAAAUGUUCGCCAUCGGGCUUUCUUCAAAGAACAGGGACGAACAGAAAUGGACCGCAGCUCAGUCGACUGUACAGUGGAGCGAUCGGUGGUAAAGGCUCCGGAGUCUGUUCAAGACAAAUCGUCCCAGGCCCAUACAGUGUACACAGGUGUGUGUGGCCCUAUGCAGGGGUACGUCACUACGCCAUGGUUACAGAGCAGCGGGGGCUACCCACUGAUGAGUCCAGUUUGGGUGUGCGAUCUAAGCAGGCCCAGCAGUUUGACUGGGCCCUGGCAAAGCUUGACAGUUCAGUGAGGAGGACGGGACGCAUCACCAAGACCUUGCUGCUGCGCAUCUUCCACGACAUCUGCCGGACAGGCUACCCUAGUGGGAACCAGGCCCUGCUCCUCCUGCGGAGCUGUGGCUCUCUACUGCCUGAGAUGCCCCUGGCGGAACGCACUGAGCUGGCCCACCGAAUCUGGGACAAGCUACAGGAGCUGGGUGCCUCAUACGAUGCCAGUCAUUACAACGCACUGCUCAAGGUAUAUCUGCAGAACGAGUUCAAGUUCUCCCCCACAGAGUUCCUGGCCAAGAUGGAGGCAGCCGGCGUGCAGCCCAACAGAGUGACCUUUCAGAGACUGAUUGCAGCCUACUGCCAUGAUGGGGACAUUGAGGGUGCCAGUACAAUCCUGGGUUUCAUGAAGAGCAAGGACCUGCCAAUCACAGAGGCUGUUUUCAACUCCUUAGUGACAGGUCAUGCACGUGCAGGUGACAUGGAGAGUUCAGAGAGCAUCCUGCAAGUCAUGAAGGGGGCAGGCAUCGAGCCAGGCCCUGACACAUAUGUGGCACUGCUCAACGCCUAUGCAGAGAGAGGGGAUAUGGACAAGAUCAAACAGACUCUGGAGGCUGUGGAGAACACAGACACCAGUCUGAUGGACAGAGACCUGAUGCAGGUGGUAUUCAGCCUGUCCAAGGCAGGCCAUCAGCAGCACGUACCAGAGAUAGUGGAGCGUAUGAGACACGAGAGAGGAUAUGUUCCAGAUGCUAUGAACUUGUGUCUGAGCCUGAUCACCCAGGGCCAGGAAGACACAGCCUUCACCGUGCUGAAGACCUUCCCCACCCUGCAGCAAGAGACGCAGAGUGGAGACUCCCCCACCCUGGGCAACUUCUUCCUGCGUCACUGUGUCAACAUGGACAAGCCAGUGGAUAAGGUGGCGCGCUACUGCAAGGAGCUGCAGGACUCCAGCUACCACGCUACUCCCCUACAGUUCACCCUCUACUGCUGCCUGGAGGCCAAGAAGACUGCUACUGCAGUGGAGGUGAUGAAGAUGAUGAAGGAACAGGGGCAACCCAUCAGACCUCACUACUUCUGGCCCCUCCUCACACAACAUGCCAAGGACCAGAACACAACAGGGAUCAUGGAGGUGUUGAAGGGCAUGCAGGAAUUGGAUGUACCAGCUGAUGUAGAGACAAUGUCCUUCUACGUUCUGCCUGCUUUCCCGAACAUAGACGCUGCCCGGGAUGCAUUCAAGGAAAUGGGCUGCUCCUUGGAGUCUGAGGGUUUCUUGUCCUCUGAGAUGCGCUCUGAGGCUAGUAGUGGGAACCUGGCAGGACUGUUGGUUAUGAUGUCUGCUCCCUCCUUCCCUGCCCUGGACCUGAGUACCUUCAGAGGAAGUCUCAUCCAGGGCUUCAGACGGUCUGACGAUCUGGAGAGCAUGGCCAAGAUCACUGAGCUGCUGUACAAAGAUGAGCGUUUCUCUCAGGGAGCUACAGGAUCUGUUGAGGCUGUGUCCUACUUUCUCUAUAACCUGAUGGACAGCAUGACUGAGGCAGAGGUGCAGGCUCAGGAGGACAAGCUCAGGAAGUACUUCAACCAGCUGAAGAGCAUGGGUAUCAUCAUCCCAGGGAACAUCUACAGAGGGAUCAGAAACCUGCUAGACUCCUAUCACGUGCCUGAGCUCAUCAAGGAUGUCAUCGCCCUGGUGGACAGCCAAGAACCUCUGAACUUCUCAGACAACAGAGUUAUUCUGGAUGGCAAGGUUUUGGCGCUGGAGAGCAGGCUGGCUGAGCUGAAGGCUGACAGUAAACCAGUAGGAGCUACCCUGAAACAACUCAUCCUCACUCUGUGUGCCGAGGAGAAACUGGACAGGGCUCUGGAGCUGAAGAAACAACACGAGGCAGACAUGGUUGCCGGGAGCUACGCCACCCUCAUCCACCUCUGCUGUCGCCAUGACAAUGUGGAAGAGGCACUGAACUUGAAAAGAGAGCUGAGCCGUAAGGAUUCCUCUGUGUCUCUGGAUUCCAGCAAGUAUGUGGCUCUAGUCAAGGUCCUGACCAAGCAGGGCAGACUGGAAGAGGCGGUGGACAUGCUGAAGGAAAUGAAGGAGAAAGAGGUGGUUGUGAGGGACACCACAGUUACCCUGCUCUUCCAUGUCCUCAAUGCUGCGGCCAUGAAGGGGGACGUGGUAGCUGUCCGCAGGCUCCAAGACACCAUCUUCACCCUGGGCCUGGCCACGCCCACCGCCAACCUCUGCUCCCCCCUGGUCUCAGCCCACCUGGAGACUAAGGACCUUGGCGGGGCUCUGGAGGCAGCUAUGGAGUGUCAGAAGCAGUAUGGACAACUCCCACGUAUCCACGACGUCAUCUGUGGCCUGGUGGAGAGGGGAGACACGGAGCUCCUACAGAAAGCGAUGGACUUUGUGAGCCAGGAGCGAGGCGAGAUGACAAUGCUGUACGACCUCUUUUUCGCCUUCAUGCAGACUGGCCGCCACCGGGAGGCCCGCAAAAUCAUUGAGACACCAGGUUUAAGGGCUAGACCAGGACGCCUGCAGUGGUACGCUGAGAAGUGCAUCAACGGCAACCAGAUGGAGUCGUUGGAGAGCAUGGUGGAUAUGACAGCCAAGCUGUUUGAAUGUGACCGCGAUGAGCUGUAUCACUACGUGUUGCGGCUCUGCAAGGACACAAACGACUGGCGCAAGGCGGAGGCCACCUGGACCAAGAUGCAGGAGGAGAAUGUGAUACCAAGAGAGAGGACCCUGCGCAUACUGGCUGACAUCCUCAAGAGUAAUGGACAGGAGGUGCCUUUCGAGGUGCCUGAGGUAUGGUAUGAGCAGGCUGUAGACAGAGAAGCACAGUCAGAGACCAAGCCUGAAGGGUCAAAGGGCAAAGCCACCAAGUCAGCCAGCACCCAGGCUGCUACUGCAGAGAACAACCCUGCUGACUACCAGUUCAGACUGCUCACCCUCUGCAAGAAGGGCAAGGCUAAAGAGGCCUAUGAUAUGCUGAAGGAUAUUGAUAGGAAGGGUGUGACCCUGGGCCCGGCCCCCUACGACAGUCUGAUCCGGGCUCUGCUGGCCGAGGGUAGUAUGGAGAACGCCAUGGUGGUCAAAGAGAUUGCCGUAGGCCGUGUCCCAGGGUUCAAGCUGAAUGACAUAGCCAACAGCCUUCUCAUCAUUACACAGGUCAAGAGAGGGCUAGCCAAAGAUGGCAUGUCCACACUCAAGUCCAUGCUGCAGGGAGACCAGGUGCCCUCAAAACUGUCCGUCACACGAUUGGUCCAAUCCCUCGGUAGCCAUGGGGAUGUUCAAGGCAUCCAGGAAGUGGAGGUUCUGAUGAAGGGGUUGGGCACGCCCCUCAACCUGUCAAGCAUGGUCUUUCUCAACAACACUGCCAUGGCACACAUCAAAAAUGGAGACCUGGACUCUGCAGUGGAGGGCUUGGAGGCUGUCUACACACAGGGUGAUGGGCCUCAGGGUCCGGCUGCCAGCAUGGCCUUUGUCUUCAGGAAGGUGUUGGAGGAGAACAAUGGCGCUGCUCUGGAUAAAUUAAGUGCCAUGGCAGAGAGGCUGGCAAAUCACUUUUCAUCGUACAGAGCUGCUUCAGACCUCUUCCUACAGCUGCUGGAGGCUAACAUGGUAGAGGACGCCAAGUUCAUGCUGGCCCGCUGUAAUGCUGUGGCUGAACAGAAGGAGAUUCUGGUCUCUUACAUGUCCAGGCUGGCCCAGAAACCAGGCCAGGUGGGCAAGAUCAAGACCCUGAUGACUCUCAUCCCUGAUUUCACAGAGAAGGAGACGUUGUAUCCCUACCUGAUGAAGUGCUAUGGUGUGGACAACGACCUGGUGUCGGCUAAAGCCCUUUACCAGCAGAUGCAGACGGAGGGAGUGGAGGCUGAUGAGCUGUGUCUGAAGAGACUUGCCGUGCUGUACAGGAAUGCAGGAGAGACCGUCCCCUUUACUGAGCCACCUGAGACGUUUAAGUUUUAUGCAGAAAAGCUGAAGGAGAAAUCCAAGGGAUCACAGCCGAGCACCGCAGUGGAGGAAUAAGACUGUCGCUACUCUUCUUCAUUCUGUCCUUUUUGUUUUGCUGGGUUUUUUUUUUAUAAGCUGUGAAAACAGAUCUUGUGGAAGUAUUACUGGAUGUUAGUCUGUCCUCCAUGUUGAUUUAUGAUGAUUAAAAUUGAUGUACAGAAGUAUUUAUGCAAUAAAUGUUAGGAACUAGA